AUGUUUGUAGGUCCAUUGUAUCACAUGGGAUGGUACCAUCUGUUCUAUCAAUAUAAUCCUGAUUCAGCAGUGUGGGGGAACAUCACAUGGGGGCAUGCAGUGUCAAGGGACAUGAUUCAUUGGCUCUAUCUACCCAUUGCCAUGGUCCCUAGCAAGUGGUAUGAUAUCAACGGUGUAUGGACUGGGUCAGCCACGCUUCUGCCAGAUGGCAAAAUCCUAAUGCUUUACACGGGUGACACCAAUGACUUUGUGCAGGUGCAAAACCUUGCAUACCCUACAAAUCUAUCUGAUCCACUUCUUCUUGAUUGGGUCAAGUAUGUGGGCAACCCGAUCAUAGUGCCCCCACCCGGUACCCACCAGAAGAACUUCCGUGACCCGACCACCGGUUGGAUCGGGCUGGAUGGAAAAUGGAGGGUCGCAAUUGGGUCAAAGAAAGGAAAAACAGGCCUUUCGUUGGUUUACAAAACCAUUGAUUUCAUCAAUUUUGAGCUAAAUGAUCACUGCUUGCAUGCAGUUCCGGGUACGGGUAUGUGGGAAUGUGUGGACUUUUACCCAGUUUCGAUAAACGGGUCCAAGGGUUUGGAUACAUCAGUUAACGGGCCAUAUGUUAAGCACGUGCUGAAGGCUAGUAUGGAUGACACAAGGGUAGAUAGUUAUGCACUUGGUACCUAUUUUGCUGAAAAUGACACGUGGGUACCCGAUAACCCACUUGAGGAUGUGGGUAUAGGGUUGCUUUUGGACUAUGGGAGAUACUAUGCUUCGAAGACUUUCUAUGAUCAAGAAAAAGAGAGGAGAAUUCUAUGGGGUUGGGUUAACGAAACCGAUACAGAAAGUGAUGACUUGAGAAAGGGUUGGGCUUCUCUUCAGACAAUUCCAAGAACGGUGUUGUUUGAUGACAAGACUGGGACUAGUUUGCUUCUGUGGCCAAUAGAGGAAGUAGAAAGCUUAAGACUAAGUAGUGAUGAAUUUGAGGGAGUGGUGGUUAAGCCUGGCUCUGUUGUGCCACUAAACAUAACCCUUGCAACCCAGUUGGACAUAUUUGCUGAAUUUGAGAUUGAAUCAUUGGCCUCCAAAAACAUCGGUAAGAACAACAUAAUAGAUUGUGGAAAGAUUGGUGCCAGAGACAGAAGUGCUUUUGGACCAUUUGGUCUUCUAGCAAUAGCAGAUGACUCGCUUUCUGAACAAACUCCAAUUUAUUUUCGGCUUUCUGAUACUACUCUUGGUAAUACUACCACUUUCUUCUGUGUUGAUGAAAGAAGAUCAUCCAAGGCUUCGGAUGUUGCAAAGCCAAUUUAUGGUGGCAAAGUUCCAAUCCUUAGUGGUGAAAAAUUAUCAAUGAGGGUAUUGGUUGACCACUCAAUUAUUGAGAGCUUUGCUCAAGGAGGGAGAACUGUGAUCACAAGUAGAGUUUACCCAACAGAAGCAAUAUAUGGAGCUGCAAGAUUAUUUCUAUUCAACAAUGCAACUGAUAUAAACAUCAAGAUCUCCUUAAAGAUUUGGCAAUUGAACUCUGCCUUCAUUCGUCCCUUUCCCUUUGAUCAAAGUCAAUGA
Molecule: messenger RNA, 1551 nt
Organism: Sphenostylis stenocarpa
Lineage: Eukaryota; Viridiplantae; Streptophyta; Magnoliopsida; Fabales; Fabaceae
Source: the annotation of a GenBank genome assembly